Molecule: messenger RNA, 3549 nt
Organism: Penicillium oxalicum
Lineage: Eukaryota; Fungi; Ascomycota; Eurotiomycetes; Eurotiales; Aspergillaceae
Product: Vegetative incompatibility protein HET-E-1
Exons: 5
Coding region: 1-3549 (1182 amino acids)
Molecular function (GO): protein binding
Source: RefSeq, a predicted model, not a curated record
AUGAGGAGGCACCAGUGGGACAACAAUGGGGGAAAUGUCCAAUUCGAAGGCACUGCGACACAUUCCACCUUCAUUCAAAACAUCGGAGACCAAGACCGACAAAGCAGGGAUCGCUGCCGCGAAUACUUCGCAGUGACGGAUCCGCGCGACGUCAAGACAAACAUCCACCAGACAAGAGGGGCGCCCCUCAAAGAGUCCUAUGAAUGGAUCCUCCACCACCACCAGUUCCAGUGUUGGCGCGACGGUAACAACAGUAACGACAGUCAGGUCCUUUGGAUCAAGGGGGAUCCUGGUAAAGGCAAGACAAUGCUACUCUGUGGCAUCAUCGACGAGCUUAACCCGACCAUAGAAAUAGCAGAUUCCCAAGCCAAGACAUUCCUGUCUUUCUUUUUCUGUCAAGCCACUGUUCCUAAGCUGAGUAACGCUCAUGCUGUCUUACGUGGGUUGAUCUAUAUGCUUGUGGACACACAACCAUCAUUUCUCUCUCUUAUACAGAAAAGGUUCAAUCAAAAUGGGGAGCCACAAUUUGGGGGUGCGGAAGCAUGGGCUGCAUUGUGCAAUAUGUUCUUAUGUAUCUUGCGCGCCUGUACCACGGACAAGAUCUACAUUAUAGUUGAUGCUCUGGACGAAUGCGUACAGGACCAAGAUAAACUGUUACAGCUUAUUCUCCAGGAGACAAGGGGAUUACCGCACGUCAAAUGGAUCAUAUCCAGCCGGAACCACGUUAAUCAGCGCAUAAGGCUUGACGACUCGCAGUCAAUACUGAGCCUGGAACUGCAGGAAAACGCCGAAGCUGUGUCUCUGGCCAUCGGAGCUUACAUCUCGAACCGGUUAGCGGAACUUGAGUCUCUGGAGGAGGAUGAUACUUUGCUGGAAUAUGUUCAGCAGACCCUCGAGGAGAAAGCCGAAGGAACGUUUCUCUGGGUGGCGCUCGUCGUCCAGGAACUUCGGGGCGUUGAUAGCUGGGACGUGAAGCAAGUGGUGGAUGAAGUGCCGACAGGGUUGGAUGAUAUGUAUGCGCGAAUGAUAGACCAGAUCGAACAGGAAGCGCCUCGAACCCGAAAGUUUUGCCACUUGGUCCUCUCAGCUGCUACCCUGGCCUAUCGGCCGCUUCAGCUACUGGAGCUAGGGGCAGUGUCGGGACUCCCUGACGAGAUCGCCGGAAAGGCGAAAAGUCUUGUGACGAUGAUCAAGAGGACCGGCUCGUUCCUCACGGUCCGCGACGAAAGCAUCUACUUUGUGCAUCAGUCUGCCAAGGACUAUCUAAUCGGAAAGGGCGCGCAGAGUAUCUUCUCGGCUGGCCCUACGGUUGCCCAUCGCCGAAUGUUCACGCAGUCCCUCCAGGUCGUGAAGAAGGCGUUACGGCGGGAUAUGUAUAGCCUAGGAGCCCUGGGUACUCCUAUCAAGCAAGCCCAGCCACCUAAUCCGGAUCCGCUUGCAGUCGCACGAUACUCGUGUGUCUACUGGGUCGACCAUCUACGAGAAAGCGGAUCAUACGAAGAUCUCAAGGAGGGUGGUACUGUCGACACGUUUCUUCGAACGCAGUGUCUCUACUGGCUCGAGGCACUGAGCCUCCUGCGAAGCAUAUCGGAUGGAAUUAUGUCGAUACAGAGACUGAAGGAUCUCGUAUUGGAACGACCGACAGCAGCCAAACUGAGCAUCCUCGUCCAAGAUACAUAUCGAUUCAUUCUGUACCACCGAAUGGCGAUCGAGAACAGCCCCCUACAGGCGUACGGUUGUGGGCUUGUAUUUAGUCCAUCGCGGAGUUUGAUUAAGAAGUUGUUCUGGCACGAGCGGCCCAAAGAUGUCACGAUGAUGCCGAUAAUGGGAACUGACUGGGAUGCGCACACCGGGGCCUGCUUGCAGACGCUGGAGGGCCAUGACUUCUUGGACGAUCAAGAUCUGGGAUGCGCACACCGGGGCCUGCCUGCAGACGCUGAAGGGCCAUGGCAGCUGGUCAGCUCAGUGGUGUUCUCCUCGGACAGCAGUCGCGUCGCGUCCGGAUCUUAUGACAAGACGAUCAAGACCUGGGAUGCGCACACCGGGGCCUGCCUGCAGACACUGGAGGGCCAUGGUAGCAGGGUCACCUCAGUGGUGUUCUCCCCCGACAGCAGCCGCGUCGCGUCCGGGUCGGCCGACAGGGCGAUCAAGAUCUGGGAUGCGCACACUGGGGACUGCCUGCAGACGCUGGAGGGCCAUAAUCAUGAUGUCAGCUCAGUGGUGUUCUCCCCCGACAGCAACCGCGUCGCGUCCGGGUCUUACGACAAGACGAUCAAGAUCUGGGAUGCGCACACCGGGGCCUGCUUGCAGACGCUGAAGGGCCAUGAUCGGAUAGUCACCUCAGUGGUGUUCUCGCCCAACAGCAGUCGGCUCGCGUCCGGGUCGGACGACAAGACGAUCAAGAUCUGGGAUGCGCACACCGGGGCCUGCCUGCAGACGCUGGAGGGCCAUAAUGACGAUGUCAACUCAGUGGUGUUCUCGCCCAAGAGCAGCCGGCUCGCGUCCGGGUCGGACGACAAGACGAUCAAGAUCUGGGAUGCGCACACCGGGGCCUGCCUGCAGACGCUGGCGGGCCAUAAUGACGAUGUCAAAUCAGUGGUGUUCUCCUCGGACAGCAGCCUCAUCGCGUCCGGGUCUAGGGACAAGAUGAUCAAGAUCUGGGAUGCGCACACCGGGGCCUGCUUGCAGACGCUGGAGGGCCAUGGUAGCAGGGUCACCUUAGUGGUGUUCUCCCCCGACAGCAGCCGCGUCGCGUCCGGGUCGGCCGACAGGGCGAUCAAGAUCUGGGAUGCGCACACUGGGGACUGCCUGCAGACGCUGGAGGGCCAUAAUGACGAUGUCAGCUCAGUGGUGUUCUCCUACGACAGCAGCCGCGUCGCGUCCGGGUCGGCCGACAGGGCGAUCAAGAUCUGGGAUGCGCACACUGGGGACUGCCUGCAGACGCUGGAGGGCCAUAAUCAUGAUGUCAACUCAGUGGUGUUCUCCCCCGACAGCAGUCGCGUCGCGUCCGGGUCUUUGGACAAGAUGAUCAAGAUCUGGGAUGCGCACACCGGGGCCUGCCUGCAAACCCUAAAUGUUGGCAAUUAUGUGAAUAUUCUUUCCUUCGACACCACCAACUCCUCUCUUCACACUAGCGUUGGGAUUUUUCCCCUUCGUGGCUCAGCAACACCUAAUCCUAGGCCUCCGACUAAAGUGUCCGCGUUAGACCUCCAAUCACCUAGUGCAAAUCAACUGCCGCAACCCCCCGAAUAUCAAGGCUACGGUAUCAGUUUCGAUAGACUCUGGAUCACGCGGCGUUCACAGAACUGGCUCUGGCUGCCUCCCACCUAUCGCCCGACCAGUUCGGCUGUAGGAAAGUCCGGAAUAGCGGUGGUGCUUGGCUGCCCGUCUGGACGUGUUUUGAUCUUCGGAUUCGCGACUGGGGUGCCGACUGAGCGAUUCACGGCUAUGGUCAAUAGCCAGUUAAGACCCGAAGUAAAGGACAAUCGCACGCAAGCCUUGUCUUGCCACGCGCAGUGGUUUCUCUGGACGGCCGUGGUCGUCACCUGA